This is a messenger RNA of Thlaspi arvense, 503 nucleotides long. Lineage: Eukaryota; Viridiplantae; Streptophyta; Magnoliopsida; Brassicales; Brassicaceae. The record is from the annotation of a GenBank genome assembly.
UCGGUCGAUGUCGUACUCGGAAAAGAAGAGGAAAAAGAUGGAGGAGCCGACUAGGGAAGAAGUGUUUUGUUAUAGUUCUGACGAAGGAGCGUUGGUGUGGUAUGACACUGAAGAAAGCGAAUGGAACGAGUUGGAGGGUUUUGUAGGACUACCCCAGCUCUCUCCUGAUAGUGUAAGGUUGGCUGAUUAUGGUGGUAAGAUGGUGGUUUUAUGGAUUAAGUAUUUGCCUUCUAGUGAUGAGAGAAUGAUUUGGUGUGCGGAGAUUACGCUUGAAAGUGUAGAGUAUAUAAAGAAUACACAAUAUCGUGAUUGAUAUUGUGAUUGAUACUAUGAUUGAUAUUGUAAUUAUGUCUAACCUAGUACACCAUUCGUAUUCUCUUAUAUAUGCUCUGUAAUCACUUCUGAAAUAUAUAUCAUUUAAUCAUUUACCUUACAUGGUAUCAGAGCAAAAAUCCCACAAACUUUUCAAAUUUUUCUAGGCCGCCACCUUUGUUACCUUCGAU